Messenger RNA from Rotaria sp. Silwood1, 7593 nucleotides. The record is from the annotation of a GenBank genome assembly. NCBI's taxonomy places the organism in Eukaryota, Metazoa, Rotifera, Eurotatoria, Philodinida, Philodinidae.
AUGCCACAAUUACUAUAUCAUCAUCAUCCACCACCGGAACCAAUACCACCUAUUCCACCUCGUACUCGUUCACGUCCACCAUCUCGACAACAACAACAACAACAAACCAUUUCAUUAACAUCUGAUCAUCAAAAGACAAAUUUUUUUCGACUUGAUGAUUUACCAUCACCUGAUCGUGAAUGGCAAUUACUUGAAAAUAUUGGUGAUGGGACCUAUGGAGAAGUAUUUCGUGCAAAAAAUAUGCGUAAUUCUGAUUUUAAUGCUGCUGUAAAAAUUAUGCAUCUAACUAAUGAAGUUCGUGAAGAAAUCGAACAAGAAUAUCGUGUACUUCUUGAACUUUCAAAUCAUGAAAAUCUUUGUCGUUUCUAUGGUGCUUAUUUAAAACGUGGUUCACCACCUUUACCACCUCCACCUCGUAAUCCAAUUAUUUCAUCACCAACACUCAUUGAUAAAACAAGUCUUCUUUCCAUAGAAACUAAUUCAAUAAAUAGUCUUAUUAGUCCAACAGUAGCAUCUUCAACUUAUCAUCUUGAUCAAUUAUGGUUAGUUAUGGAAUUAUGUACAAGUGGUAGUGUUACUGAUUUAGCUAAAUCAAUGCUUAAAGCAAAUGAACGUCUUGAUGAAUCUAUUAUUGCUUAUAUUAUACGUGAAACAUUAAAAGCUUUAUAUCAUCUUCAUUCAAAUAAUGUUGUUCAUCGUGAUGUUAAAGGUCAUAAUAUUUUAAUAACAGGUGAUGGUCAUAUUAAAUUAAUUGAUUUUGGCGUUAGUGCUUAUCUGAAUCCAACAAAUGGACGACGUAAUACAUCGGUUGGUACACCAUUUUUUAUGGCACCGGAAGUUAUUGCAUGUGAAAGACAAAUGGAUUGUAAUUAUGAUACACGUGCUGAUGUAUGGUCAACUGGUAUAACAGCUAUUGAAAUAGCUGAAGGUGAACCUCCACUUGCUGAAAUGCAUCCAAUGCGUGCACUUGUUUCUAUUCCUCGAAAUCCACCUCCAAGUUUACGUCAGCCUGAAGCAUGGUCAAAUGAAUUUAAUGAUUUUAUUCGUCAAUGUUUAAUAAAAGAUUUCGAAACUCGACCUACAGUUGCAUAUAUGUUAAAUCAUCCAUUUCUAACACAAAUACCUAGUGAUGGUAUUGAAGCACGUCAUCAUAUUGUACAAAUUGUUCAACGUAAUAAACGUUGUUAUGAUUUAUGUGUUAAAAAAACAAGUCGUGAAACAUGUGGUGUUAAAAAUGGACAUAUAAGAGGAAAAUCAGAAACAUGUUCAUCAAUUGCUAUUGAAACAGCAACAGGAACAUAUUCACCAACAGUUGAAUCCAUUGUUCAACCUUCAAAACGUAUGUUACAAAUGAUUAGUAAACCACAUGAAAAUCAUAAACGACCAGCACCACCACCACCUAUUGAAAAUGGACAUCAUAAUCAAAGUUAUAAAACCAAACGAAAAUCUCAAUCUCGACGAAAACAAAAACAAAUAUUAAAUGAAAAUCGUUCAUCACAAUUUUAUUUAUAUGAUCAAAAUUCUGAUGAUAUACCUGUUCGUCAUCCAUCAUUAAAUAAAAAAACUUCUAAUAAAUAUUUUUAUAAUUCAACGUAUGAUUCAUAUUAUCCAAAUAAUUCAAUAUCAACAGAUGAUUUAGCACAAUUAGAAAAUUUUGAUGAACAAUCAAUAAUGACUUAUAUGUAUAAUCGAUUUUUAUCCAAUCAAAUUUAUACUUAUAUUGGUGACAUUCUUCUUGCUGUUAAUCCAUUUCGUGCAUUACCUAUAUAUGGUAAAGAUGCAAUGAUACGUUAUCGUUCAUGUAUAAAACGUGAACAACCUCCACAUAUAUAUGCUUUAGCAGAUUUUACUUAUCAAGCUAUGUUACAUGAUUCAGAAAAUCAAUAUAUUGUUAUAUCAGGUGAAAGUGGUUCUGGUAAAACUCAAUCAGCUAAUUUUCUUGUUAAACAAUUAACAUUUCUUGGCAAUGCACCAAAUAAAAGUUUACAAGAAAAAAUUUUACAAAUUAAUCCAUUAAUUGAAGGUUUUGGUAAUGCACGAACAAUAAUUAAUGAUAAUUCAUCACGUUUUGGUAAAUAUCUUGAAAUGUUAUUUACUAAACAAGGACGUGUUACAGGUGCACGUUUAUCAGAAUAUUUAUUAGAAAAAACUCGUGUUGUUAAUCAAGGACAUGCUGAAAGAAAUUUUCAUAUUUUUUAUUAUUUAUUUCAUGGUUUAGCAUCAUCAUUACCAAAUGAUGAACAAGCUUUUUAUUUAUCAAAAAAUCAAAUAUAUAGAUAUUUAAAAACGGAUUUAAAUGAUGAACAAGAUUUAUCAGAAAAUUUUAAAGAAAAAUUUAAAACAAUUGAAAAAUGUUUUGAAAUUAUUGGAUUUCAAUAUGAUGAAAUUAAAUCAAUUUAUCGUAUAUUAGCUGGACUAUUACAUUUCGGAAAUAUGAAUUUUCAUCAGAAUGAAGGAUAUUUUAUUGAUGGAAAAACAUGUUUAACAGAUCGAUAUUUAUUAAAUAUUGUUUGUGAACUAUUUGGUUUAGAUAUAGCACAAUUUGAUUUAGCAUUAACAACAUGUAAUAUUGUUACACGAGGUGAAACUAUUCAACGUUCAACAACAUUACAAGAAUCACAAACAACAAGAGAUGCAAUGGCAAAAGCACUUUAUAAUCGUUUAUUUUCAUGGAUUGUUAAUCGAAUAUCAGCACUUCUUUCACCAUCAGCUAUUAUUUCAAAAGAUAAAUCAAAUACAAUUAUAGAUGAAGAUUCAAGUAUACGAUCAUAUACCGUUAAUAAUUAUAAUACAAAUAAUAAUAAUAAUCAAGAUGAUCAAAGUGAAAAUGAAGUUGAUGAAAAUUUCGAUACAGAAUAUGAUACUAAUAAUCAAAAUUUAACAAUGGUUACAUCAUAUCCACCACCAACAGUUAUGUGUGCAAUGCGUCGUACACUUGAUUUUCUUGAUAUGACACCAUCAUCAUCAACAUUUUUACUUCAAUUACAACAAUCUGAAGGUGAUAAUGAUGAUGAUGAUGAUGAUAUUGGUGAUAAUAUUUUAAAUAUAAAUAAUAAUAAUAAUAAUAAAACAAGUAAUAAUUCAUCACCAUCACCAUCACCACCAAAUCCAACUAAUAGUAAUAAUAAUAAUACUCGAACAUCGAAUAGAAUAAAUGAUUUAAAUAAUAAAUCAUUAUCUGAACAUUGUCAAAAUGAUGAUAAACCAAUUAAAAAUUUAAUUGAUAACUGGACAAAAGCUGUUGCUGCAUCAUCAUCAUCAAAUGGCACAUCAAUGAUUGAUAAAAAAAAUUUUUCAUCAAAACAUGGACGUUUAAAUUUAUCAAAUCGUGCAGCAAGUGAAAUAAAUUUAUCAUUAAGAAAACAAACUGUUGAAAAUAAUCUUAAAAAACAUUAUCAAUCAUCAAAUAAUCUUGCAACAAAUACCAAACAAUUGUCAUCAUCACCAUCAUUUUCUCUUUCAACAAUUAAACAAAAUACAUCAUUAAUUCAAUCAGUUAAUGAAUUACAACAAGAUAAUCAUGAACUUAAAAUAGCUAUUUUAGAUAUAUUUGGUUUUGAAAAUUUUUCAACAAAUACAUUUGAACAAUUAUGUAUUAAUAUAGCUAAUGAACAAAUUCAAUAUUAUUUUAAUCAACAUGUUUUUGCAUGUGAACGACAAGAAUAUAUUAAUGAAAAUUUAGCUGUUUUACCAUUACCACCUAAAAUGGAUUUUACAUUUUAUGAUAAUAGACCAUUACUUGAUAUGUUUCUCAGUAAACCAGUUGGAAUGUUAGCAUUAAUUGAUGAAGAAAGUCGUUUUCCAAAAGCAACUGAUUAUACAUUAGUAGAUAAAUUAAAUGCAAAUUUUUCAAGUUCUCCAUUAUACAUUCGUUCAAAAUCAAGUUUCUCAUCGAGUUCAAUUUCUUCGGCAUCAUCAUCAACACAUCAAUCAAUUCCUUCAUUUUCAAUAAUACAUUUUGCUGGCCAAGUUCAAUAUGAUGCACGUGGUUUUCUUGAAAAAAAUCGUGAUUAUUUAGCACCAGAAAUUAUUCAAAUUUUACGUUCAUCUAAUGUUCAAUUAAUUAGUACAUUAUUUCAAUUACCAUUAACAAAAACUGGUACAUUACAAGAAAAUGAAUCUCAACGUUAUAAUCCAAUGAAUACAGAAUCAAAUUUUGAUUUAACUAAUACAUUAAUGCCAUUAAAUGCUAGUCAUAAUCGUGUACAAGCAACUGUUACGACUUAUUUUCGUUAUUCAUUAACAGAUCUUUUUUCAAAAAUGAUUCAUGGUUCACCAAAAUUUGUUCGUUGUUUUAAACCAAAUAAUGAUCGAAUACCAGGUUGUUUCGAUACUCAAACUGUUCUUGAACAAUUAAAAUAUAGUGGUAUUUUAGCAGCGGCAAAAAUACGUCGUUUUGGUUAUUCACAUCGUAUUCCAUUUGCAAAUUUUAUUCAACGUUAUUCAAUUCUUGUCUAUCCAAUCACCAUGGAUUUACCAGUAACACGUGAAACUUGUGAAAAUAUUUUACAUAAAUUAAAAAUGCAAAAUUGGACAACUGGUAAAAGUAAAAUAUUUCUAAAAUAUUAUCAUGCUGAACAAUUAACACGUCUCUAUGCUGAUAUGGUCAAUGCCGUUAUAAUCAUACAAUCAUAUGUACGUAUGCAUUUAGCACGUUUAUAUCUUAAGCGUCGUCAAUAUAAACAUUCAAAUGAUAUAAUUAUUCAAGAACUUAAUCGACAUCCAAAAUUUUCACGAUCGAUGAUAACUGAUGAACAAAUAAAAGAAAAAGCAAUUAUAUGUAUUCAAUCAUGUAUACGUGGAUAUUUACAACGACGUCAUUUUAUUCAAUUAACAAAAAAACCUUUAAAUCGAGAAACGGCUGCAAUUAUAAUACAAAAAUAUUAUCGUGGUUAUAUGCUUCGAAAAGCUUAUGCUAUUUAUAAACAACGUUUAAAUAUUUUAAUGUUUUGUUUUUUACAACAAAUUGAAUUACUAAAUAAUGAUUUUUUUACAAAAAUUGUUCGUACAAAUUAUUGUGUUUCAUUAAAAUCAAUUGAAACAAUACCAAAUAAUCAUAUUAAUAAUAAUAAUAAUUAUAAACAGGCUAAUAAAAUUAUUCAACAUUUAUUUCCACCACCACCACCAUUACCAUUGCCAUCAACAUGUGGAGCGUUUUCAUCACCAUUAUCACAUUCUGAUUCAUUAAAUCCAAUUAAAAUACCAAUAAAUUCAUCAUCAUCAAUAUUAUCUCUUACAUCACGUUUAUCACCAAUACAUCAUAAUUUAAUACUAACAUCUUAUUCAAAUCGUUCUCCAUCUCCUACAUCAUCCGUGUCAAAAUUUGCUCAAGUUCGAGAUAUGUUUGCUCGUGCUCAAAUAACGACAUCCGUUAUAACUCAUCAUUCUAAUCCAAUAAAAAAUCAUAUACAAAUCAAUACAACAUCAUCACAAAUAAAUUCAUCUAUUGAACAAAGUCGUAGUCCAAAAGCGACAACUGUUUUAAAUGCAGUACAAGAAUAUCAACGACAACAUAUUAAUAUUCAUCAACCUGCUAUUAAACGUUUUACUCAAUUAAAUAAUGGUGUAAAUUCAAAUGUUAAUCGGUCAUCAAAUAUUGGAGGAAUACGAGCACGUUUUAUUGGACAAUCUGGUUUAAAUAAUAAUAAAUUACAAAAUAAAUCCAAUCUACCUGCUUAUGCUACAUCAUCUCCAAAACAACAACCAAAACCUAUUGCACGGGAACCAUCAAUGUCUACUCAACCAAAAUAUCCAUUUCAUGUUUUACUUCGUAAAACUGGUCAAGAUUUAAGUACUGGACAAACAUUAACAAAACGUCGAACAAUAAAUGAAACAAAACAAAUUGAUUUUCGUAGUGUAUUGAAAUCUCGACAUACAUUAAAUGGUACAACGGAUAAUGAUGUUAUCAUUAGAUCGAACAGUUUAUCGCAACAUAUAACCGAUGUGAGUAAAUGUCAAGAUUUUCGAUCACCAUUUGGUGCUCUUAUCGAUUGUGAUAAUCAAAUUCAUGUUAAUUGUUCAGAUGAACAACGUCUUUUAUUUUUUUUAAUGCGUAAUUAUUCAAAUAAUGUUCGACCUGUACGAAAUGCUAGUCUAGCAGUACCAGUUAAAUUAGGUUUAACACUAACACAAAUAUUUGAUAUGAUUGAGAAAAAUCAAAUAUUAAUUUCAAAUGUAUGGUUAGAUCAAGAAUGGUCUGAUGAAUUUCUUCAAUGGAAUCCAGCUGAUUUUAAUGGUAUUCGUCGUCUUAAUCUUCCAUCAAAACUUAUUUGGUUACCUGAUAUUGUUCUAUAUAAUAAUGCUGAUGAAUUUUCCAAUAGUAAUACAAUGCAAGCAAAUGCUAUGCUUAUUCAUAAUGGUAGUGUAUUUUGGCCUAUACCAACACGAUUAAAGAGUACAUGUCAAAUUGAUGUAACCUAUUUUCCAUAUGAUGAACAAGAAUGUAAAUUAAAAUUUGGUAGUUGGACCUAUAAUGGUUAUCAAGUAUCAAUUGAACAACGUUUUCAUGCUAUUGAAUUAUCAAAUUAUGUUCCAAAUGGUGAAUGGGAUUUAGUUGAUACAUCAUAUCAAGUAAAUAUUGUAAGAUAUGCAUGUUGUCCAGAACCAUUUCCAGAUAUAACAUUUUAUGUUCGUAUACGACGACGUAUUCUAUAUUAUUUAUAUUCAGUUGUUUUUCCUUGUGUUAUGUUAUCUAUUUUAACGUUACUUGUUUUUUGUUUACCACCGGAAUCAGGUGAAAAAAUUGCACUUGGUAUAACAGUAUUACUUGCAUUUAGUGUAUUUAUGUUAGCUAUUGCUGAAAGUAUGCCAGAAACAAGUGAACACAUUCCCUUAAUAAGUUUAUAUUUAACUGCUGUUAUGGCUAUGACAAGUGUAUCAGUAAUGAUGACAGUCUUAGUUCUUAAUCUUCAUUAUCGUGGUCCGAAAAAAAAUGAAAUACCAUUUUGGCUUCAACAAUUAUUAAGUAUAUCAGUAGCAAAUGUUGUUCGAACAAUGGGAAGAUCAAAACGAUUUAAAAUAUAUAAAAAUAAAGGAGAAUUACGACCUAGAAUAAAUUUUUUUGAUAAAAAUCAAAAUCAAAAUCAAAAUACAAAAAAUUAUUCAACAACUAACGGAAUUUUAUUAUCUUAUAUGAAUACUAAUGAAACUAAUAUUAAAACACCAACCAUAACAACUGAGGCAAAUUCAAUCGAAAUUGAUAAUGAUGAUAUACCAGAACAACAAAAAUUAUUACAACAACAGCAACAACAACAGUUAUUAGAAGAAACUAAACGUAAACGUUCAACACGUUUAUUUCCUGAAGAAAUUCAUCUAAAAGAUCGAUCAAUGUCACGUUCAAGUUCAGUUGCAACAAUACAUGAUGAAAUUCAAGAUACAUUACAUAUUCUAUUACAUAAACAAAAAGAACUUGAACAUGAUCAAAAAAUAACAAAUGAUUGGCGUGUUAUAGCAACAAAAAUUGAUAAAAUUCUUUUUUGUAUUUUUCUUCUUCUAACAAUUAUAUCAACAUUAGGUCUUCUUGUUGUUGUACCACUUUUUCGUACUACUGUACAACAAAAAACCAAACUAUGGCGUGGUACACGACGUCCAUAA